UUUUCCCCAUGACAGUAGCUGCCUGGACUUGCAAGAGCCUUGCUCAUCCAAACAUAGCCCACUGAAAUGACAAGUAUUAGUUACUGAUAAAUACAGAAGCCAAGUUGCCAAAACACUUGCAGUCAGAUACACCAAAGGGUAUGCAGAAAACAAAAAAGGAACAUACAACAUUCACCACAUAUUGGCUUUGUUCAGAUGCUUUGUUGGCAGAAUUGGAACUAACCUCGGAGAUUUUGAGUGAAGGUGACACAGAACCCCCAAAGGUUUGCUAUCUUCUGGAACGUGACAACAAGGAUAAACUAGACUCAGCAGCAGCACAGUCCAGUGUCCUCCAGCACAAGAACCUAAUUACCCCAGAAACCAAAAAGGUACAACCAGCAGUGAGCAUUCAAUAUCAUGGAGAAGAUGCAGACAGUAUUUACAGCAAGGUGCCAACUCCACAGCCCCUGGUCUCGUCAUCGUCUUCCACCUCAGCUGCUCAACAGCUGGAUGACCUGCUGGCUGGUUUGGGAUCAGUGCAGUCCAAGCCUUCAUAUGGGACAGAAGGUCCUGGAGAGCCAUCAUCAGGAGAACAGAAUGCCCCUGACACCCUAGACAGCAUGUUGGAAGGACUGACUCAGGGACUGCAGGACCUUGGAGUGGCUGCUGUGCCCAAGGGCAAUUGUGCUUCCUGCCACAAACCUAUUGCUGGAAAGGUUGUUACAGCGCUGGGACAGACGUGGCACCCAGAACACUUCACCUGUGCCCAUUGCAAAAAAGAAAUGGGUGCCAGGCCCUUCUUUGAACGGGACAGCAAGGCCUACUGCCAGGAAGAUUAUCAUCAGCUCUUUUCUCCUCGCUGUGCUUAUUGUACUGCACCAAUUCAAGAGAAAGUUCUUACAGCCAUGGAUCAGACCUGGCACCCAGAGCAUUUCUUUUGUGCCCACUGUGGGAAGAUGUUUGGCAAUGAAGGUUUCCAUGAAAAGGAUGGGAAGCCAUACUGCAAGAGAGAUUACCUGACUCUUUUCUCUCUCAAAUGCAAAGGCUGUGACCGGCCAGUGAUGGAUCAGUACUUGUCAGCACUGAAUGCUGUCUGGCAUCCUGAGUGCUUUGUGUGUGGGGACUGUUUCUGCAGCUUCUCCAAUGGAGCCUUCUUUGAAUUAGAUGGGCAGCCCUACUGUGAGCUUCACUUCCACCAUCAUCAGGGGACAGUGUGCCAUGGAUGUGGGAAGCCCAUUAUUGGGCGCUGUGUCAGUGCCAUGGGGCACAGGUUCCACCCAGAGCACUUUGUCUGUGCCUUUUGCCUCACCCAACUGCACAAUGGCAUCUUUCAGGAGCAAAAUGACAAAGCCUACUGUAACCCUUGUUUCAACAAACUCUUUUUUUGACUUUCCUAAAGAAAUUAGCCUUUUUUGGUCAUUACGUUUUUGGUGCUUCUUGCCUACUGAAAGAAGGUGGUGCUACAUGCGAUACUCUAAGUAUGCAUGCUCACGAUUUUUAUGUGAACAAGCAAUACGUGUAUUUUCCAGCGUUGGAAUGUGUGAAUGCAUACCUGCAACAAACCUGAUCACUUUACUGAAGCUGGAAAAUUUAGACAUUGUACCCCAUCCACACAAAAGGGCAAUGGUACAUAUUGAAAGGAUUGCACAUAGCAAGCUCUCCCAAGUAUGUGAGGUAGGAGCAUCAAAAAAGUAAUGACUGAAAAGGAUUUAUACUCAAAGGAAAUUGGAGGAGGAAAAGGAAAGGUAUUGACUCCAAUCCUGUGCAUACUUAUGUGGGUCUCAUACCACUGAUUUUAGUGGGAUUUACUCCCAUGUAAACAGGCAUAAGAUUGGUGAUAGAAAAUAUAGCCAUAAUCUCAACUGCCAUAAUGCAGCAACAAACUUUAAUGGACUCUGGUGUUUCGUAUAUAUUCUACUCCACUGGAUUUCAAACAACUUUACUAGUUUGUGCUAGUCCAAUAUUUUAUCAGGGACAUUUACAGCAGCUGUUUCCAUGAAGUCUCAAGAAAGUAGUAUCUGUUCUUCACUGAAGUUUCUUACUGCAUUUAUGUUUCACUUUCUAGGAAUGUCUCCGUCCUGAUUGGUAAUACCAAGUAGUUUUUUUCCUCACUGAAAAACAGUCAUGUCCACCAAAGUAUUCUACACUGAUUUUUUGUAACAAAAAUCAUACACAACCCCAUCUUUUUUACAAACUGAAUCUCCUAUUUUGAAGUUUUUUACUUUUUCAAGGAAAAAUCUGAAAACUUUCAAUCAAAACAUUUCCCACACGGAUAUAAGAACUGCAUACCGUGUUGAGAGCAAGACCUGAAGGCUUUCUGGCACAUGAUUAGCCUUCUGAUUCUGUGGAUGUCCCUAGUUGUCAAAAAAUUUCCACCAUGGCAUUGGCAUUUCAGUAAAUUCUCAGGUGCCCUGGCAACCUAGUCUUCCUUUUCAACACUCAAGUUGCCCAUUCUCUCUACAGUCAUCUGUUCUGUUAAAUUCACACAUGCAUGCAAGGAAGCAAGCAAAUUUUUACAAAUUGCUUUAGAUAGAAUCUUAUCCUUAAAUCCUCUCUUGAUUUUUCAUUUAUAUUGUAACAGAUGCCUAGAUAAUCUUUAGCAUAUUGUCUGUAUUUGAAUGACCAGA
Molecule: messenger RNA, 2606 nt
Organism: Eublepharis macularius
Lineage: Eukaryota; Metazoa; Chordata; Lepidosauria; Squamata; Eublepharidae
Gene: LPXN
Product: leupaxin
Exons: 8
Coding region: 141-1367 (408 amino acids)
Source: RefSeq, a predicted model, not a curated record